AUGAAGCUCACUUCGUUCCAGGUCGUUGCGGUCUUGGCCAUUACGGCAGCAGCCUUCCCAGUCGACACCAAUAAUGCAAUCGCAGCCGCCAAACCGUUGCAUCAACGUGAUCUAGCUGACCACUACGGUCUCUCUCUAUCGACCGGUCAUGCACACAAGCGCCAGCCUGGCAGAUCGGGCAAGUUUGGAAAGCACAGCAGUACCGGGAAGCAGUCUACCGGUGCUUCGUCUCCGGCCAAACAGAGUCUCGAUGCCGCACAGAAAUUCGCUGCUGCUCCCAAGGGGGCCAAGCCUGGUAAAGCUGUGCCCGUAGCAAGCACUGGUGGCACGGGCGGACGGCCUUCGUACGCUGCCAACACAGCAACAGACCCAUCGCAAGACCAUGAUGGUGGAGUCGGAGAAUCAACAGCGGACACUGCUGCGCCAUCGUACCAAGCAACAACAGACUCCACCGACCCGACGACAGACAGUGCCGCUCCAUCUUACGGCGGCUCUAGCAGCUCUGGCCAAUGCAUUUGCCCAAGCUCUUCGUCCAGCGAGCCCACCGAUUCUGUCAGCUCUACCGACUCCAGUGACUCCUCCCCGAGCCCAUCCUCGUACUCGUCCUCCGCUUCAAGCUCCUCUUGCGAUUGCGGUACCUCUAGCUCCAGUGAUGACCCAACCUCUUAUGAUUCAACCGAGCCAUCGACUGGAGAAUCGGGUACAGACGAAGAAGAUUGCCCUCCGGAGGAAGACGAUUCGACUGAGCAAGACCCAGGUAUGGGCGAAUCUGAGGCUCCAACUAGUGAUGACUCUGCCAUGCCUUCCUACGGUGCCAUCACUUCACCAGAGACUGAAGAAGAGCCUACUGGGUACUAUGAAGCAGCAUCUCCAUACGGAGCAGAGCCAACAGAGGAAGAUGCGACUCAGCCGGAAGAGGAUCCCAGGAAGCCAAAGACAGACACAACCGAGAUGGCAGCACCAAGCUAUGACGCAACGUUGACCGAGGAACAGUCUGCAACACCUGACGAGGAAGACGCAACACAACUUGAAGAAGAUGCCGAGAAGCCUGAAGGCGCCGAAAAGCCCGAGGGAUCCGAGGAGGAAAGUGAUGCUGCCAAGCCCGAGGAAUCCGAAGACAAGGAGAUGCCAACUGGUUCCGAGACUUCCUGUGGUUCAUGCAAGGGGGCCGAAGAGAUGCCAACCCAGCCUAAGCCAAAGACUCCAACUGAUGCCACAGCUCCGCCAGCAAAGAAGCCAGUUGAGGCUCCUACAGGAGAUGAAAGCAAGAUGCCAGCCAAGGCUCCUACCGCUGCGAAGACGCCAGCUGGAGCUCCAACAGUAGAUGAAAGCAAGAAGCCAGCCAAGGCUCCUGCCGCUGCGAAGACGCUAGCUGAGGCUCCUACAGGAGAGGAAAGCAAGAAGCCAGCCAAGGCUCAUACCGCUGCGAAGACGCCAGCUGAGGCUCCUACAGGAGAGGAAAGCAAGAAGCCAGCCAAGGCUCCUACCGCUGCGAAGGCGCCAGCUGAGGCUCCUACAGGAGAGGAAAGCAAGAAGCCAGCCAAGGCUCCUACCGCUGCGAAGACGCUAGCUGAGGCUCCUACAGGAGAGGAAAGCAAGAAGCCAGCCAAGGCUCCUACCGCUGCGAAGACGCCAGCUGAGGCUCCUACAGGAGAGGAAAGCAAGAAGCCAGCCAAGGCUCCUACCGCUGCGAAGGCGCCAGCUGAGGCUCCUACAGGAGAGGAAAGCAAGAAGCCAGCCAAGGCUCCUACCGCUGCGAAGACGCUAGCUGAGGCUCCUACAGGAGAGGAAAGCAAGAAGCCAGCCAAGGCUCCUACCGCUGCGAAGACGCCAGCUGAGGCUCCUACAGGAGAGGAAAGCAAGAAGCCAGCCAAGGCUCCUACCGCUGCGAAGACGCCAGCUGAGGCUCCUACAGGAGAGGAAAGCAAGAAGCCAGCCAAGGCUCCUACCGCUGCGAAGACGCCAGCUGAGGCUCCUACAGGAGAGGAAAGCAAGAUGCCAGCCAAGGCUCCCACCGCUGCGACACCAUCAUACGUUUCCGGUGGCCCAUCAAAGAAGCUUUUCAGACGUGUGGCAUUCAAGGCUUGA
Messenger RNA from Fulvia fulva, 2088 nucleotides. RefSeq names its product Neurofilament heavy polypeptide. Lineage: Eukaryota; Fungi; Ascomycota; Dothideomycetes; Mycosphaerellales; Mycosphaerellaceae. The transcript has 9 exons. The record is from RefSeq and is a predicted model, not a curated record. The coding region runs from base 1 to 2088 and encodes 695 amino acids.